Molecule: messenger RNA, 3580 nt
Organism: Spodoptera frugiperda (fall armyworm)
Lineage: Eukaryota; Metazoa; Arthropoda; Insecta; Lepidoptera; Noctuidae
Product: cell surface glycoprotein 1-like
Exons: 3
Coding region: 31-3525 (1164 amino acids)
Source: RefSeq, a predicted model, not a curated record
ACAGUCGACUCCGAGAUCUAGAGAGCCAACAUGUUCCUGAGCAAAGCAUCCGUUGUUUUGCUCGUCGCUUUCUUGGGGACCUCUUUGUUGGGAGACAGAUCUGUUUCAGCGAGUCCAACUCCACAAGAAGCAGCCCCCACACCACAGGACCCGCUGAAUACUGGAACUGUUAAUGGAAACCCGAAUCCAGCGCCUCCAAACGCAGUGUCCGAACAACCACAGCAACCACCAGUGGCUAACCAUCAGCGACAACCCGUGACGUUUUCACAGCAACAACCCGUGGCUACCCCUCAGCAACAACCCGUGUCUACCCCUCAGCAACCACCAGUGUUGAACACAAACCAAUCACCAGUGUUUAACGGAACACAAUCACCAGUGUCCUACGGACAGCAAUCACCAGUGUUUAUCGGACAGCAAUCACCAGUGGCCAACGGGCAGCAAUCACCAGUGUUUAGUGGGCAGCAAUCACCAGUGUCCUACGGAAAUCAAUCACCGGUGUUUAACGGACAACAAUCACCAGUGUUUAAUGGGCAGCCAUUACCAAUGCAACAACCCGUGGCUAACCCUCAGCAACAACCCGUGGCUACCCCUCAGCAACAACCCGUGGCUACCCCUCAGCAACAACCCGUGGCUACCCCUCAGCAACAGCCCGUGGCUACCCCUCAGCAACAAACCGUGACUACCCCUCAGGAACCACCAGUGUUGAACACAAACCAAUCACCAGUGUUUAACGGAACACAAUCACCAGUGUCCUACGGACAGCAAUCACCAGUGUAUAAUGGACAACAAUCACCAGUGUUUAUCGGACAGCAAUCACCAGUGGCCAACGGGCAGCAAUCACCAGUGUUUAGUGGGCAGCAAUCACCAGUGUCCUACGGAAAUCAAUCACCGGUGUUUAACGGACAACAAUCACCAGUGUUUAAUGGGCAGCCAUCACCAAUGCAACAACCCGUGGCUACCCCUCAGCAACAACCCGUGGCUAACCAACAGCAACCAUCAGUAAUUUACGUACAGCAACCACCAGCGUCGAACACAAACCAAUCACUUGUGUUGAGCACAAACCAAUCACCAGUUUUAAACACACAACUAGCACCAGUUUCAAACACACAGCAAUCACCAGUGCCUAACGGGCAGCAAUCAGCAGUAUUUAGUGGGCAGCAAUCACCAGUGUCCUACGGACAGCAAUCAGCAGUGUUUAGUGGGCAGCAAUCACCAGUGUCCUACGGAGAUCAAUCACCAGUGUUUAACGGACAGCAAUCACCAGUGUUUAUUGGGCAGCAAUCACCAAUGCAACAACCUGUGGUUAACCCUCAGCAACAAACCGUGACUACCCCUCAGCAACAACCCGUGGCUUACCAACAGCAACCGUCAGUAAUUUACGUACAGCAACCACCAGCGUCGAACACAAACCAAUCACUUGUGUUGAGCACAAACCAAUUACCAGUUUUAAACACACAACUAGCACCAGUUUCAAACACACAGCAAUCACCAGUGCUUAACGGGCAGCAACCAGCAGUGUUUAACGGAACGCAAUCACCAGUAUCCUACGGUAAUGAAUCACCAGUGUAUUAUGGACAGCAAUCACCAGUGUUUAUUGUACAGCAAUCACCAAUGCAACAACCGGUGGCUACCCCUCCGCAACAACCCGUGGCUACCCCUCAGCAACAACCGGUGGCUACCCCUCAGCAACAACCCGUGGCUACCCCUCAGCAACCACCAGUGUUGAACACAAACCAAUCACCAGUGUUUAAUGGAACACAAUCACCAGCAUCCUACGGACAGCAAUCACCAGUGUUUAGUGGGCAGCAAUCACCAGUGUCCUACGGAAAUCAAUCACCGGUGUUUAACGGACAACUAUCACCAGUGUUUAAUGGGCAGCCAUCACCAAUGCAACAACCCGUGGCUACCCCUCAGCAACAACCCGUGGCUACCCCUCAGCAACAACCCGUGGCUACCCCUCAGCAACAAACCGUGGCUAACGCCCAGCAACAAACCGUGGCUAACGCCCAGCAACAACCUGUGACUUUUUCACAGCAACAACCCGUGGCUACCCCUCGGCAACAACCCGUGACUUUUUCACAGCAACAACCGGUGGCUACCCCUCCGCAACAACCGGUGGCUACCUCUCAGCAACAACCCGUGGCUACCCCUCAGCAACAACCCGUGACCACCCCUCAACAACAACCCGUGGCUACCCCUCAGCAACAAACCGUGGCUAACCCUCAGCAACAACCCGUGGCUACCCCUCAGCAACAACCCGUGGCUACCCCUCAGCAACAACCCGUGACCACCCCUCAACAACAACCCGUGGCUACCCCUCAGCAACAAACCGAAGCUACCCCUCAGCAACAACCCGUGACCACCCCUCAACAACAACCCGUGGCUACCCCUCAGCAACAAACCGUGACUACCCCUCAGCAACAACCCGUGGCUACCCCUCAGCAACAACCGGUGGCUACCCCUCAGCAACAAACCUUGGCUACCCCUCAGCAACAACACGUGGCUACCCCUCAGCAACAACCCGUGGCUAACCCACAGCAACAAACCGUGACAACCCCUCAGCAACAAACCGUGGCUACCCCUCAGCAACAACCGGUGGCUACCCCUCAGCAACAACCCGUGGCUACCCCUCAGCAACAACCCGUGGCUACCCCUCAGCAACAACCCGUGGCUACCCCUCAGCAACAACCCGUGGCUAACCCACAGCAACAAACCGUGACAACCCCUCAGCAACAAACCGUGGCUACCCCUCAGCAACAACCCGUGGCUACCCCUCAGCAACAACCCGUGACCACCCCUCAACAACAACCCGUGGCUACCCCUCAGCAACAAACCGUGGCUAACCCUCAGCAACAACCCGUGGCUACCCCUCAGCAACAACCCGUGGCUACCCCUCAGCAACAACCCGUGACUACCCCUCAGCAACAACCCGUGGCUACCCCUCAGCAACAACCGGUGGCUACCCCUCAGCAACAAACCUUGGCUACCCCUCAGCAACAACCCGUGGCUACCCCUCAGCAACAACCCGUGGCUACCCCUCAGCAACAACCCGUGGCUACCCCUCAGCAACAACCCGUGGCUAACCCACAGCAACAAACCGUGACAACCCCUCAGCAACAAACCGUGGCUACCCCUCAGCAACAAACCGUGGCUACCCCUCAGCAACAACCCGCGACUUACCCACAGCAACAACAGUUUUACCCACAACAACAACAGUUUUACCCACAACAACAACAGUUUUACCCACAGCAACAACCAGCUGCUUACCCACAGCAACAACAUUUUUACCCACAGCAACAACAGUUUUACCCACAGCAACAACAGUUUUACCCACAGCAACAACCAGUAGUUUACCAACAGCAACCAGUAGUUUACCCACAGCCACCACAAGUGGUUUACGUCCAGCCAGCCUACCAGAGUACCACGACGCCCAAACCUCCUUUUCUAAUGGUGUGGGAUGGCAUCCGCGAUUGGAAACAAAAUGCCUUCCAAACGGCUGUGGGGCAAAACCCUAUAUUAGGUUGACAUUUUUUUUAAUAGAAGAGUAAAAAUAAUGCUCAUUAAAAUGUUUAAUUCCCAA